AUGGAAGCGAUCGCAAGGUAUGACUUCAACAGCACCGCCGAUGACGAGCUUAGCUUAAGGUGCUCGACAUGGAGGACACCAAUUGCUCACGACUGGUAUUACGGGUGUAUAACGCGAGCGGAUGCCGAGAAACUGUUGCUUAAUCAACACGAGGGAGCCUUUCUAAUCAGGGUCAGCGAGUGCUACCUUGGUGACUUCUCACUAUCCGUCAAGUGCGGCGGUGGUGUGCAGCACUACAAGGUGUUGAGAGAUCCGAUCGGGAAGUACUACUUAUGGGUCGUGAAGUAUAAAUCGUUGAACGAAUUGGUCGAAUACCUUAUAGUACAUAAACUAGGCCAUUUCCCGUGGAGUGGCGCCACUUAA
Oppiella nova is the source of this 363-nucleotide messenger RNA. Lineage: Eukaryota; Metazoa; Arthropoda; Arachnida; Sarcoptiformes; Oppiidae. The record is from the annotation of a GenBank genome assembly.